This is a messenger RNA of Paramuricea clavata, 6227 nucleotides long. The record is from the annotation of a GenBank genome assembly. Lineage: Eukaryota; Metazoa; Cnidaria; Anthozoa; Malacalcyonacea; Plexauridae.
AUGCCUGCGAGGUUGUUAAUUCUCCUUGUAUUCGUGCUUGGUACAGUUUAUGCCGAGCCAUACAAGUGCAGAGGUGUUUAUAAUCCAUCAGAUUAUAUUGAAAAAUUUCGAGUUCCAAACAAUUGCGAUAUUAUUAAGCAAUCAUACUGCCCAUCUUCCUGGAAGUCUGGAAUACCCGAAGGCAGCGAAACAUCGGCGCCAAUGAUUUACCAAAACUUUCUGAAUUGUCAUGAAGCUUUUACUUCCUGUGGAUACGUGCCGAUCGAUCCAAAAUCUGGUGAAGUCCUUGGGCACAGUGGUGUUACGAUUGGUCGUGGUGUUGAUCUUGGAAGCAAGUCGAGGGCGUCUUUCGUGUCAUUGUCAAGCACAUUGGUUGACAAACUUGAACCUUACUUUGGUUUGAAACGAAAUUUCGCUGCCUGUGCUACGAUUGAACGUCCCUUGGGACUAACGCUGGAGGAAGCAAACACUUUGACAAAUGCUGUUACAAACGAUGUGGUUGAGAAAGUUUCAAAAAAAUAUGACAGCGAUAAAGAUGAGAAUGCACUGGCGUUUGCAUCAGUUCCUCGCGGAAUUCGCACAGCCAUCGUCAGCGUUUGGUAUCAGUCUGGUUAUCCUCUGUCUUAUCCAAGGUUUUGGAAUUUUGUGACGAAAAACGAUUGGGACAAUGCGAUAAAAGAAUUGAGAAAUUUUUACGAGAAUGAGAACGAGCAGGCUAGAGGAGAUUUGAAAAGACGAAACGACGAAGCGGAUAUAAUUGAAGCGACUCUUGUGAAAUGCAACCGCUCUGUUGACGUUGUUUUCUUGAUAGAUGAAUCUUGGAGUGUUUCCCUCGCUAACUUUCAAGAAAGCCUCGAUUUUGUAAAGAACAUGACAAAAGCAUUUCCCGAUCAACAACUCAGCGGAAAAAAUGGCACCAGAUUCGGUUUGUCCACAUUCAGUACCAGCUACAGAUCACAUUUCUAUUUAUCAAACUACACAAAUCAGUCAGCCUACCUUUCCGCAAUUAGUCGAGUUUCGUACGCCGGUGGAUCUACCUAUCUUGGUGAAGCUCUUGAAGAAAUCUUAACUGAUCAAUUCACCGAAGAACGAGGUCUGCGUCCAGAAGUAGAUGGCGUACCUCGUGUUUUGAUUGUUCUAACGGACGGUCACGCGACCGACAAUAUUUCAAUUCCAGCAAAGAAUGUGAGAGAUGAAAACAUCGUUAUUUAUGCAAUUGGAAUCGCCAAGUAUAAACUCGGACAACUUCAAGACAUUGCUUCUUCAGAGUCACAUGUUUACACACUGUCUACUUUUACCCAACUUGAGAAAUUCAUUUCCACGCUAACUGCGUCAACAUGCUAUGAACCCCGUCCUGCGUCUCUCAACGAGACCAUUAUAACAGAUGUUGAAAAGGACACGUAUCAGUAUUUCAGUUACAAAGUAAAGGAAUCUUCAAACCUCGAGAUCAAUGUAGUCGAUUUAUCUGGUAGCACGCUUGUUUACGUCUCUCGCACUAAUCCUCACCCUUCCAAGUUCGACAAUGACAUUUCCUUCGACCUUUCACAACAAAAGACCAAAAUCCUUAUCAUUCCAGCUCGGCUCAUACCACGGAGAAAACGGUCAACCGACGACGACGACGAGCGAACACGACAAAUCUAUGUCUCGGUAACUUCCGACACUGAAUCAGCUCGGUUCAAGAUUGAAGCCAACGAAUGUAAUCCCUUGAACUGUACGGAGGGAACGAAUGAAAUCCCCACAACUCAACCUCCUACAACUCAGCUUCCUACAACGACUACUGCAACACUUUUUGUUACUGCUGCUGCUACCACUACAAUACCGAACUCUUCAGCUUGUGCUGUUAUCGCUACAAACUUCGUCGUGGUAUGUUUUGCGAUGUUGAUUUCUCUUCUUGAAAUAUAUGGCAUUUGAAUAUUGUUUGGUUUGUUUCUUAAGAUGCAAACAAGCAGGACUUUCCGUUAUUCCCAUAUUUCUUAGCUAUAUAAACAUUAUAUUAUUAAUGAUAAUUGCACGUAUAUAUGUUAUAACAUUAAGUAUUUCUUUAAGUCUAUUGCAUGUAGCAACAUUAUCCAGUAAAUGGACUAAAUUGCCAAAUAUAUAAUAUUUCUCAAGGGCAGAGCUGGUGAAUUAUAUAGGGGGUAGAGCUGGCCAAAAUAGUUAUAACGCCUCACAAAUACAGGUCCAGACAUUUUGCUUCUCCCCCAAAACCUCUCAGACAAGCAACGACCGGGCAACCGAUCGAGUUGACUUUGUGCUGAGGUAAUGAGAGUUUGUAAAUUAAUCGAUACAAAAAAUGGCUAUAAAUUUUUUUUAGUUAAGUUAUAUUAUAAAAGAAAUAGAAAACAUUUUAUCCUGUGUUUCCAUACAGAUAUAUAAGGCCUACUUAGGGGGCCAAGGUCGCCUAAUGUCGCCUAAUUUUGCCUAAUUUCGCAUAAUGUCGCCCAUGUGAGCCAAUUUUUGAACUUUUCCUAACAGUCUAUUUGCUUAAUGUCGCCCAAUUUCGCCUAAUGUCGCCCAGUUUCGCCCAACGACGCAUACUACUUUUCUUUGAAAAUUGCCAAUGUUGCCUAAUGUCGCAUAAUAUUUGAAAAUUGCCAAUGUUGCCUAAUGUCGCAUAAUAUUUGUAAUAAUGUCGCAAAACACUUGUGAUAGUUCGGGAGAACUCGAAAUCUAUUUCUCAUUUUCCAAAACUCUCACGCGUGUUUCUAUAACUGCUUAGAAUUGGCUCCAGUCAUUGCUGUUUAUACGCUUAUUGGACUCGGUCAAUAACAUUUUUGUUAAAAUUCUUCUCAGUCCGUGUGUCCAAUCACUAGAUUGUUGCGGUCAUGACGUAUUAUUUGCGUUCCUAAAAUGUUGCAAUAAUUGAUAGUAUGAUUUCGAGUACAGCUUAGAAGAAACAUGCACGAGUGGGGUUUUCAAAGUCAAAGACGAUCACACUGUAUAUAUUGCACGAGUCCGAAGGACGAGGUCUUUGAAGUCUUUGAAAAACUCAUGAUUCACUUUUUUUCAAAUGCACGAAAAAUCAUACCAUUACUUAUUAAUAAUAUCCAUGAAAACAUUUGCAUAAGCAAAUUCAAAGUUACUAUCAUGACACACAUGCAAAACAAAUGAUUUGCUGACUCAAAUAGCACAGCAAACUUAAUGCAACUUUUCUCAAAAUGGCUUUAGCCUAGGUACUUGCCACGUAUCUCUUUUGUCACACUGAAUUUCCACACCGCUCUUAUAGUCAAUUAAAUUUGAGUAAUUUUAUCACAAAAACAUCUUGAAAAUCAUUUCAAAAUUUAUACAAACCGUGCAUGUUAGACUUGUAAAUACGCUGAAUUUCGAAUUGCCACAAAGCUUGCGUGUGCUCGUAGGAUUAUUUUCGGAAUGGUUGCUUGCAUGCGUAAAUGAUUCUGAAAACGAGUGUAAUGUUCAAUACAUUGAAUUCAACAAUGUCUUCAUGAAUGAAAUUCCGAAUUAUUAUACAUGCGCAGUUACGUGUGCUGAUAAGGAGAAAUUCUACUGCUGACCAAUGGCUAUAUACGCAAAGUGUAGUGAUUGACGGUGUUAAAUCUAUCUCUAAAGACUUGCGCUGUGGAGUCCCACAAGGAUCAGUUCUCGGCCCUAUACUAUAUUUACUAUACACUUCACCCCUUGGUGAUAUCAUCAGAGGUCAUGAUCUUGAUUUUCACUUUUAUGCAGACGACUCGCAAUUAUAUCUCGCUUUUGAGUCAACCACUGAAGGAAAAGCGGGAGCACUGGUACAAAUCGAAAUGUGUGUAAAGGAGAUUGAUUUGUGGAUGGUCAAAAAUAAAUUAAAAUUGAAUGGGGCCAAGACUGAGUUACUAGUAAUCAAUGCACGAAAUCGUUUAUGCCCUGCUGUACACCAUAUAGAAAUAUCUAAGUCAAUAGUUCAACCAAGUACUUCAGCACGAAACAUCGGUGUAACCUUCGAUCAACACAUGUCCAUGGAUAAACAUAUUACCAACAUUUGCAAGAACUGUUUUUCCAUUUGAGAAAAAUAGCAAGAAUAAAAGAGUACUUAUCAAAAUCAGAUAUCCAAACCCUAGUUCAUGCCUUUAUUACAUCGAAACUAGAUAAUUGCAACUCUUUGCUAUACGGACUACCUAAAUUUCUUAUAGAUCGAUUACAGAAUGUGCAAAACUGUGCUGCUCGUCUGGUGACAGGAAGCAGAAAAUACGACCAUGUUACUCCGUUAAUGAAACAAUUACAUUGGCUCCCCAUCAGUCAACGCAUCAUCUAUAAAAUUGUUCUUAUCACGUAUAAAUCUCUGAAUGGCUCAGCUCCACAUUACAUUAAUAAUAUGCUAAAACCUUACACACCAUCAGCAAAUUUACGCUCCUCAUCCAAAGGAUUGCUUACCAUACCUUCAGUAAAACUAGUGAACUAUGGUGAACGAUCGUUCUCAUAUGCUGCACCGAAACUGUGGAACGAACUGCCAGAGUAUAUUAGAGAGAGUGAGACCUUGCCUAUUUUUAAAACCAGAUUAAAGACACAUCUUUUUAAACAGUAUUAUGACUAAGUUAUUAUUUUAACAAGAUUAUUAGCAAUUUUAUAGUAUUCUAUAUAGUUGUUGUUUUAAUAUUAUCAACAUACAUAACAUAAAGUAAUUUUAUAUUCUUAACGAGAAGAGCAUAUAAUUAUUUUUUAGUAAUUUUAUAGUAUAGUAAUUUUAGUAGUCAAUGCAUGCACUAUGUUCUAACACUUAGUAUAUAUUUUUAACACUUGAUGUUAAGCGCUAUUGAGCUAUGGGAAAUGGCGCUAUAUAAAUGAAUUAUAAUAAUAAUAAUAAUAAUAAUACGCUGGCCAGAACAAAUAUAUACAGCAUCUUUAAAGAUUAUCGUUAUUGAUGUUCCAUUUUCUCUCUUAUCCAACAAGGAAUUGCUAUACUCAAACUGCACUUGUUCCCAAUUGGUGAAUGAAUUUAUCAGACUCGGUUAUCUCAUCAUAGCAAUAAAUAAUUUGCAACGCUUCACUCCUGUUUGGCUGCUAAUACGUACCGUAGUCAUUACGAUUUUGUCAGUGAUUAAAAUGCCUGCGAGGUUUUUUAAUUAUUCUUGUACUCGUGCUUGGCACAGUUUAUGCCGAGCAAUACAAGUACAUAGGUGUUUAUAAUCCAUCAGAUUAUAUCGAAAAACUUCGAGUUCCAAACAAUUGUGAUAUUAUUAAGCAAUCAGACUGCCCAUCCUCUUGGAAGUCUGGAAUACCCGAAGGCAGCGAAACGUCUGAACUGUCAUGAAGGUUUUACUUCCUGUGGAUACGUCCCGAUCGAUCCAAAAUCUGGCGAAGUCCUUGGGCACAGUGGCGUUACGAUUGGUCGUGGUGUUGAUCUUGGAAACAAGUCGAGGGCGUCUUUCACGUCAUUGUCAACCACAUUAGUUAACAAACUUCAACCUUACUUUGGUUUGAAACGAAAUUUCGCUGCCUGUGCUACGAUUGAACGUCCCUUGAGACUAACGCUGGAUGAAGCAAACACUUUGACAGAUGCUGUUACAAACGAUGUGGUUAAGAAAGUUUCAAAGAGAUACGACAGCGAUAAAGAUGAGAAUGCGCUGGCGUUUGCAUCAGUUCCUCGUGGUAUUCGUACAGCCAUCGACAGUGUUUGGUAUCAGUUUGGUUAUCCUACGGCUUAUCCAAAGUUCUGGGGAUUUGUGAAGAAAAAUGAUUGGGACAAUGCGAUAAGAGAAUUAAGAAAUUUCUACAAGAAUCCGAACAAGCAGGCUAGAGGAAAUUUGAUCAGACGAAACAACGAAGCCGACAUAAUUGAAGCGACUCUUCUGAGAUGCAGCCGCUCUGUUGACGUUGUGUUCCUGCUGGAUAACUCUUACAGUGUUGGAAACACAAACUUUCAAAAAAGCCUCGAUUUUGUAAAGAACAUGACAAAAGCUUUUCCCGAUGAGAAACUCAGCGGAAAAGAUGGCAGCAGAUUCGGUUUGUCCACAUUCAGUUGCAGCUACAGAUCACAUUUCUAUUUAUCAAACUACACAAAUCAGUCAGCCUACCUUUCUGCAGUUAGUCGAGUUUCGUACUCCAGUGGAGGUACGAAACUUGGUCGAGCUCUACAACACAUUUUAAUCGAUCAAUUCACAGAAGAACACGGUCUGCGUCCAGAAGUAGAUGGCGUACCUCGUGUUUUGAUUGUUCUAACGGACGGUAAAUCGCACGAUGUUGUUUCGAUCCCAGCAAGGAAUGUAAGAGAUGGCAAUUGGAAUCGGCGAGUAUAA